AUGCAGUCCCAAACACCAGCCAACGGCCUUCAGCGCACUGCCUGUGACCGAUGCCGACAUCACAAGCUCAAGUGUAAUCGCGAUGAAGGUCUGAAACAGUGUCGCCGAUGCAUCCGCGCGGGCCAACAGUGCCUCACUGGCACGGCUCGUAAGGCUGGCCGUCCACAGAAGCUAUUCCGCGAUUCCACACAUCAAGCUCAGUCUCAACACGACCCGUCAACCGUCCUCCAGACACCACCUGCAAGUGUGACCGACAGAAGUCCGGCCUCGAAUGUAACUCUGGAUUAUCAGCACAGUGCUUCUUCAUUCAUCAACCCCUCUAUAGAGGAGCCAGUUGCGCAACAGACACCAUCUACUGAGCAGCAACCGCCGAUCGAUGAAGUGGUGGACGAGAUCAGCCUGUUCACUAAGCGCAGUGCAUUAGCCAGAAAGCUUGGUGAUCUACAGCGUGAAGUCCUUGUCGAUGCCGAUCUCGUUAGGGGGUCACGUACGGUUGGGGCUUGUGUGUCUGCUGUGCACGUCAAUGAAGAGCUGGGAACUCCGAAUACCGACUUCAUGGUCGGAAGGUUUUUGAACCACGCAAAAGGUCUUCUCGAGAUCCUCGAUGAGCUCGAUUUGAGCUACGGCGGUACAAGAAAUUCUGAUAACGUCGUCACCAUCGACAGCAAGUUGAAAUGCGACAUGCCCAUGAUGUUCUCGCUUAUGAGCUGCUAUAUCUGUCUCAUCCGAAUCUACCGAACCGUCUUCUCCUGCCUCCUGGACUCAAUACCCCACCUCAACGACCCUCAAAUAAUGGCUCAAAAGAGCAGAAUGCAGCUGCUGCCGAGCUUGGACUUUGGAGGGUACAAGAUCAAUGGGAGGCUCGACUUGCAGAUACAGAUCUUAGUUCAGGUGAGCGAGGACCUGCUGUACAAACUUGAGGACAAGUUUGGCAUUGGCAGGGGUACGACGACUCUCACAUGGCAGCCUACCGAAGGUCCAACCAAGGCUACGGGUCUGCUAUGGAUGAUGCUUGAGCAGGAGAUAGCGGAACAGCCACCUCUAGAUUCGCCACGGGGCCAGUGCGGAUCUCUCAAGGAGAUCUUGGCCGACAUCAAGAAAAGUUUGCACAUGGGUGAAUCAGGAAACGCUUCAUGA
Molecule: messenger RNA, 1137 nt
Organism: Cyphellophora europaea CBS 101466
Lineage: Eukaryota; Fungi; Ascomycota; Eurotiomycetes; Chaetothyriales; Cyphellophoraceae
Exons: 1
Coding region: 1-1137 (378 amino acids)
Biological process (GO): regulation of DNA-templated transcription
Molecular function (GO): DNA-binding transcription factor activity, RNA polymerase II-specific; zinc ion binding
Source: RefSeq, a predicted model, not a curated record